AUAAGAAUACAGAGCAUAUAUAAGAAUAAUCAUGACAACAUCGCUACAAGGAAAUCGCAUCUCAAAUUCUCUUACGAUGCUAAUAAAUAUCAGUAUCUUUUGAAGACUUCAUCAGUCACAUAAAAUCUCUCAGCCGAUUUUACGUGCUCUCAAGGCGCCAUUCAUCAAACGGAUUCUUCCAUGCUGAUAACUUACAAUACGUUUGUCUGAAGCAAAUACCAUCACCAACAAAAUUAAUUAUAAAAUAGAAAAAUAGAAAACGGAAGUGAUAACAGCUAGCACUUGAUAGAUAGAGCAGAAACAAAUGGAAAUGAUGAAUGAUGACAAAUCAGAUUGUAUAAAACAAAAUCAUAUUCAGGAUAUCAUGAAAGAAAUCAAACCAAGUACAAAAAAUGAAAGCAAUGGCAUCGAUAAAAAUAUAGACAAAAACGAAUACUAUGAACUUGUAGAGGCAAAAAAUACCGUUAAAUACAUCAAAUAUGUUCUGACAAGAAUGAAGCCUAUAAUCGAUCAGAAUUCUGCGAAACCAAAGGAUUAUGAUAAAUGGACGGAGGAAGAACAAUACAAACACAUUGCAGAUAAUAUAAAAACAUAUAUCCCAAAUAUACCACAAUCCUUAUUAUUUUUUUUAUCAGGCUCAUUAUAUCGAGGAGAUUGUGGUCGAAAUUCGACGGACAAACCACUCUGGCUGGACAUGAAAAAAUUCCAGAGAGGUCAAAAAUUCGUGCUAGAUCAUUUUGGCUCAAUUUUUUUCGCUAAUGCAUUAUCGCUUUUUCAAUUAUUCGCUAUUGCAGAUGGUCUUAAACCGCUUAUUUUUAGCAAACAAUCUCACACGCCGUAUUUAUCGUUUAAAAGGUAUUUGUCUACGGCUUGUCAUAUAAGAAAUUGGAUGACGGAAGAUCCAUGGACCGUGGGCACGCGAGCAUAUAACGAUAUACAAAUUGUGCGUAGAAUGCACCGUGCAAUCCGAUUGAAACUCUGUGAACAUGAUACUGAGGAAAUCGAUAUGGCUUCUAAAAUUCCAAAUCCAUGGUGUCCUGAUAGAAAAACAAUUUUAGAAGAUUUAUCUUCCUGUCCACAUCCGACUAUAGAAAAUGGUUGUAUCCAUCUAUUGAUCAAACCCAAAGGGUUGAAUCAAGCAGAUAUGUCAGCCACACAAUUCGCUUUCAUGGGGAUAAUUUUGUUAUAUCCUCAAAAAUUCGGCAUUUAUGCUAGCGAUGAAGAUAUGGCAGCUUUUUGCCACACAUGGAGAGGUAUAGGAUAUCUUCUUGGCAUAGAAGAUCAAUACAAUUUCUGUUGCGGAAGUCUGGAGGAAAUUAAACAAAGAUCACACGACUUUAUCGAAGUUUGGAUGAAACCCUUUUUGAGGCAAGUAACGCCCGAAUGGGAACAUAUGCUGAGAUGCAUGAUGGAAGGCAAUUCUUAUUAUGAUAAUUUUUUCACAUUCAAGAUGGCACUACUGUUUAUCACCAAUUUAUUGAAUAUAGAUAUGCCACGUACGCGAAGUACGCUCACUUAUUAUGAAUGGUUUAAACUCAGUCUAAGUCAAUUCUUGAUACCCCGUGUUAUGAAGAUACGAUUUGUAAGAGAGUUUCUGAAUAAAAACCUUCAUAAGAAAUUCGAUAAAGCAGUCAAAUAUGGAUCUAAAAAACAUAUGGAACUUAAAAAGAGAUCUGAAAAGACUUUAGCUGAGGGCCGAUAAUAUUUGUAUACAGGAGUUUUAUUUAUAUACAUUAUUAGGUAUUAUAGUUAAUAAACAUUAGCAUUAAUAGGUAUUAAUAUAAUAAUAGAUAUCAAUGUAAAAUGAUAUUAGAUCAUAUUGUGUUUGAUAGCUUAAGUUAUGGCUAAGUUAUGGAAUAAUCAUAGUAAAUUGACAAAUACGAAAAAAUUUAUAUUACUCAUGCUAUUAAACUUUUACACAUAAA
Molecule: messenger RNA, 1925 nt
Organism: Acromyrmex echinatior (Panamanian leafcutter ant)
Lineage: Eukaryota; Metazoa; Arthropoda; Insecta; Hymenoptera; Formicidae
Source: RefSeq, a predicted model, not a curated record